Messenger RNA from Physeter macrocephalus (sperm whale), 948 nucleotides. Its product is annotated as olfactory receptor 1K1-like. Gene Ontology annotation, molecular function: olfactory receptor activity; G protein-coupled receptor activity. The record is from RefSeq and is a predicted model, not a curated record. Gene Ontology annotation, biological process: G protein-coupled receptor signaling pathway. Gene Ontology annotation, cellular component: plasma membrane. NCBI's taxonomy places the organism in Eukaryota, Metazoa, Chordata, Mammalia, Artiodactyla, Physeteridae.
AUGGAUGCUGCCAGUGAGACUUCAGAAGGAACCCCAUUCACCCUACUAGGACUAACAACAAAUCCUGGACAGCAGCGGCCUCUCUUUGUCCUAUCUUUGGUCCUGUAUGUGGCGGGCAUCCUGGGUAAUGGACUCAUUGUGGCCGUCAUCCGAGCCAGUCCAACCCUUCAUGCACCCAUGUACUUCCUGGUGGCCCAUCUGUCCUUUGCUGACCUCUGCUUUACCUCCGUCACUGUACCCAAGAUGCUGGCCAACCUGAUGGCCCAUGACUGCUCCAUCUCCCUGGCUGGCUGCCUGACCCAAAUGUACUUCUUCUUCGCCCUGGGUGUAACUGACAGCUGCCUCCUGGCCGCCGUGGCCUCUGACCGCUACGUGGCCAUCCGGCACCCCCUCCACUAUGCCACGAGGACGUCCCAGGCUGUGUGCACAGCCCUGGUGGGGACUGCGUGGCUCGUGUGCCAUGUCCACUCCCUCCUGCAUAUCCUGCUUAUGGCCCACCUGUCCUUCUGUGCCUCCCACCAAGUGCCCCACUUCUUCUGUGACCACCAGCCUCUCUUAAGGCUCUCGUGCUCCGACACCCACCACAUCCGGGUCCUCAUCUUCCCCGAGGGCGCGGUGGUGGUCACUCCCUUCCUGCUCAUUCUUGCCUCCUACGGGGCCAUCGCAGCUGCGGUGCUCCAGCUGCCCUCAGCCACGGGGAAGCUCCGGGCUGUGUCCACCUGUGGCUCCCACCUGGCCAUGGUGGGCCUCUUCUACGGGACAGUCAUUGCAGUCUACUUCCAGCCCAUGGCCCGGUAUGAGGCCGAGCGGGGCCGAGUGGCCAGCAUCAUGUACACUGUCGUCACGUCUAUGCUGAACCCUGUCAUCUACAGCCUCCGGAAUCGCGAUGUGCAGGGGGUGCUCAGAGCCCUUUGCACUCGGCACAGGAUCUCAGCUGGUGACUCCUGA